GAAGUAGGACCAAAACAAAGGAGCGGCAUUCCCGAGCAGACUGCCUUUCUGCCUCCCUUCAACACACAUCUCCGCCCUGGCCGCCCACCCCGAGGAGCGGUCCGAUCAUGUCCAAUAUGGAGAAACACCUGUUCAACCUAAAGUUCGCGGCCAAAGAACUGAGCAGAAGUGCCAAAAAAUGCGACAAGGAGGAAAAGGCCGAAAAGACCAAAAUUAAAAAGGCCAUUCAGAAGGGCAACAUGGAAGUUGCCAGGAUACACGCUGAAAAUGCCAUUCGCCAGAAGAACCAGGCAGUGAAUUUCUUGAGAAUGAGUGCGCGGGUAGAUGCGGUGGCUGCCAGAGUCCAGACGGCGGUGACGAUGGGCAAGGUGACCAAGUCCAUGGCCGGGGUGGUUAAAUCGAUGGAUGCGACGUUGAAAACCAUGAAUCUAGAGAAGAUCUCUGCCUUGAUGGACAAAUUCGAGCACCAGUUUGAGACACUGGACGUCCAGACGCAGCAAAUGGAAGACACAAUGAGUAGCACGACAACGCUGACCACUCCCCAGAACCAAGUGGAUAUGCUGCUCCAGGAAAUGGCUGAUGAGGCCGGCCUGGACCUCAACAUGGAGCUGCCGCAGGGGCAGACCGGCUCCGUGGGCACGAGCGUGGCCUCGGCGGAGCAGGAUGAACUAUCCCAGAGACUAGCCCGCCUGCGAGAUCAAGUGUGACGACAGAACUCACUAUGAGGUUUCCUGUCUGUAGCCACCUUCUGAAAUGCUCUCUGUGUAUUAGAGAAAUAUUACACACUAGAAACUUUGAAUAUGUCAGAAUGCUGAAAUGCUCUUAAGAUGCUUCUACCUUUGGGUUUACACUGUUUUCAGAUACAUUAAGAAACUCCAGGCUUUCUCCACCCUUAACUGGAUUUUAAAGUUCUGUAUAGCAUGUGAUGAUGUGUAUUUUUAUAACUGCCUUAUAACAAGACUAGUUAAUUUGGUAUAUAUGAAUUUUUUUCAAAAUUUUGAUCAAAACUCUAGUUCCUCUGUAUUCUGUUUUCUGUCCGGAUUGUCAACAUUGAAUUUUUUUUUAAUUUAACGUAAUUGGUAAUAUAUAAAAUUGACAUGUGGAGAAUGAUUAGUUUGAUUACAGGGCUAUAAACACCUCAUUCAGCUUAUUUAAUGGACAGUGCCAUUUCUAUGUAUCCUUUGUUUUUUGCCAUCAAACAAGAACUACAGUUAUGACUAUUAAUCUGUUUUUGUAACUUAUGCAAAAAUACCUUAGGACAGUCUUAUGUAAUACCCCUUUAUUGUUUAUGUUCUGUAAGUUUUUGUGUGGUAGUUGUCUUAUUUAACAACAACAAAAAAAGUGCCACAUAACUUCCAUUAUAAGAAAAAAUUGUUCAGUUGUGUUGUUUUACUUACUAAAUAGUUUUUUUAAGAUUUACAAGGUUUAACAUAUGACAGUUUCUUUUGAAUGAUCUUCUAUAACAUUUCUAGUUAUUUUCCUAUUUCAGUACUUUAAUUAGACUUCUUAUAAAAUGUUAAUUAGCAUGGCAGUCAUAUUACUCACUCUGUAACAUUGCCAAAGAACUGUUUGUUUGAGAAAAACCCGGGUCUGUGUUUGUAGGUUUGUAGGUUUUGUUUUGAUUUUAACAACCAAAACUAGAAAAUUCUAGUUAUUUGCACUUAUUAUGUUAUUCUUAAAACAACUCUUUAAAAACCUUGGAAACAUAAGUUAGAAUGGUUUACUUAGCCAUGCAAGCCAGCUGGAAGUCAGGAAGGAAAGAUGCAGACUUGGACAAUAUGCUUACCCUCUAAGGCUAGAGCCCAGCUGUGCUGCCUUCCAUCCUUCUGGAAUAGCAGUGUGUACUUUCUGGCUGAAAAGGAAAGCAUGUAGCCAAAACUUUCUUUUAGGCUCAAAACAUGAAGAACACCAGUUCGCUUUUGCUUUGUCAAAUAUGUUCAUCUAAGUUAAAUGCUUACGGAUAUUUUAAAUUUUCUUUGCUUCACUGGAAGAUUUCUCCAUAAGAGAAUUUCAGUGUUUCCGAAAAUAAUUAUAGGGACUCUUCCAGGCCCUUUGAAAGAUUCACCAUUAUAACAUGCUUUCAUUAUAACAUGCUUUCCAGUGUGAAUGAGAGUGUUUAAGGGGGAAACAAAACCAUGUACAUGUAGAUGAGAACUGACCCUUGUAUUUGUCUUUAUGUGUGACUGGUGGUGGUUCUGUAGUCUUCUGUAAGGGACACAUCUGUUCAUUGCCCACAUCUAUUUUUGUUUUUUCCUCUCAUCCACAUGGUUGCACAGAGGCAGCUGUGUGAGUACAGCAUGAGUUGUAACCCCUCUUUAGACUGGAAAAAAAUAAAACCUUGAAAAUAGCUUAAUGUUGAAUCCUUUGAUAAAUGAAGACCCUUUUAUAAUGCAAAUAUUCCCAACAAUAUAUUAAUAUAUUU
Molecule: messenger RNA, 2422 nt
Organism: Molossus molossus (Pallas's mastiff bat)
Lineage: Eukaryota; Metazoa; Chordata; Mammalia; Chiroptera; Molossidae
Gene: CHMP1B
Product: charged multivesicular body protein 1B
Exons: 1
Coding region: 108-707 (199 amino acids)
Biological process (GO): late endosome to vacuole transport; endosome transport via multivesicular body sorting pathway; protein transport
Cellular component (GO): multivesicular body; ESCRT III complex
Source: RefSeq, a predicted model, not a curated record